AUGGGUACCUCUACGCACACGCACAACCCCCCUUCCCGGCCGCACAAACGCAUAAACGCUCGCACCACGGAAGGAAAACGCACGCGCCCGUUGAAGCAGUAUGUGGCGUUGUAA
Molecule: messenger RNA, 114 nt
Organism: Plenodomus lingam JN3
Lineage: Eukaryota; Fungi; Ascomycota; Dothideomycetes; Pleosporales; Leptosphaeriaceae
Source: RefSeq, a predicted model, not a curated record